CUUGGGAAAGUUCUAAACUACGCAUGACCUAUCAAGGCACAUAGCCAGUUCCAGUUUCUCUGAGUCAAAGCAAUUGUCAAAGCCGCCGUAAUCCAUGUCGAGAAUAGAUGAUUUAGCAAGACCAAAGACUUCGAAAGCCUCCUGGAUGACAAGUUAUUGGCCCGUGAACUGGUCCAAUCAGAGUCUUAUACGACCGUUGACAAAGGCUGCAGUUAAAGCCAAAUCCACGCCUCGUUUAGAAGAACUUGCCGCACCCAAAAAAAACUUUCAACUGGAACAUCCAGAACGAUGUGACAGGAAAGAGUUCGUAUACAGCUGUGGCCGUGGGUCGAUGAUUUGGAAACCACCACAGUUUUCUCGAGACACAAAUUWAUAACUAUUAAAUUAACAUUAAUUUCGAGUAUAUUUUUUAUUAUGCUUUUUUCAUACACAAAGUCAUUUAAACCUGAUUUCAUCAUAAGAUUUUAUCCAAUUUCCAGUAUCCAGUUCUUAUACGUUUAUCAUCAUACUUUUUUAUUGCGCUAUYAUUUGCGAUGAGCACUAAGGUCACUAGUCAGAUCAUCAUGGUGGAUGGGCAAAGCACUCAUCACCCCGCACUGAUCUGCUCAUCUGAAUCAUACUCGGCGCGGAAAAAAAAUACAAAAAAAAA
Exaiptasia diaphana is the source of this 649-nucleotide messenger RNA. Its product is annotated as testicular haploid expressed gene protein-like. The coding region runs from base 95 to 376 and encodes 93 amino acids. The record is from RefSeq and is a predicted model, not a curated record. NCBI's taxonomy places the organism in Eukaryota, Metazoa, Cnidaria, Anthozoa, Actiniaria, Aiptasiidae. The transcript is spliced from 4 exons.